AUGGGAGGCACUACCCACGAAGAGUUUUUAACACUAGACCCUCGUGUCUUAGCAGAACUACCUCGAGGAAGCAAAAUCCUCUCGGCAUCCCGUCACGGCACCAGCUUCUGGACACAGACUGGACGAAUUGACACCCAGCUCUCCAAUGGCACUCUUACGUCCUACUUCAUCAAAAUCGUCACGAAAGAAGACGGCCAGAAAAUGGUCCAAGGGGAGUACGAGUCCAUGAAAGCCAUCCACGCCGUUUCCCCAUCAUUCGCACCAAAACCACUAGGUUGGGGCUCUUAUGAACAGCGACCUUACACACAUUUCUUCCUCUGUGAGUACCGGGAAAUGAAGGCCGGGAUGCCCGAGCCGGAGGAAUUCGGCGCUCGGUUGGUAGAACUGCAUCGGGAGAGUAAGUCCCCGAAUGGAGCGUUCGGAUUCCACAUUGACACGUGGAGUGGGAAUAUUCCGCAACGGAAUGAAUGGGAGGGGAGCUGGGAGGUGUUCUUUGCGAAGAAUAUGCGGUGGGCACUGGAUUGCGAGAUUGAGGAGAAAGGGUUUAAUGCGGAGUUUGAGGCUCUUGUGCCGGUCAUCUUCGAGAAGGUAAUCCCGCGGCUAUUGAGACCAUUGGAAAGUGAGGGUCGAUCGGUGAAGCCUUCCCUCGUGCAUGGUGAUUUGUGGUAUGCCAAUUCGGGUGUGAAUGAGGCGAGUAACCAGUCGCUUGUUUUCGACGCUUGUUGUUUCUAUGCUCAUAAUGAAUAUGAAUUUGGUCAAUGGCGACCAGUUUGCAACCGAUUCGGACCGGAAUACCUGACUGCAUACCAUCGAUAUAACGAGAUAUCAGACCCAAAGGAAGACUACGAUGGUCGGUUAGACCUCUAUAAACUUCGGUUUAACACACACGUAUCUGCCUUAUUCCCGGAGAACGAAGCCCUAAGAGAGCAGAUGCUCAAUGACAUGAGAGACCUGGUUCAACGAUAUGGAUAA
Aspergillus affinis is the source of this 972-nucleotide messenger RNA. RefSeq lists its product as uncharacterized. The transcript is spliced from 5 exons. NCBI's taxonomy places the organism in Eukaryota, Fungi, Ascomycota, Eurotiomycetes, Eurotiales, Aspergillaceae. The record is from RefSeq and is a predicted model, not a curated record. Bases 1 to 972 code for a protein of 323 amino acids.